AGUAACCUCCGCCAGCGGCUCUGACCUUUGCCCCGCUCGCCGUGGCGCCGACGGUCCCGUCAUCACUAUGGCUGCCUUCAGUAAGAGUAUCCCGCACGGCUGCUAUGAGAUCGGACACACAUGGAGCACCUCCUGUACCAUGUCCGCUCUCCAAGUCACUGUUGGAGCUUUCCAAGAGUCCCUGAAAAUUUAUGCGCCUCUAUACAUCAUUGCAGCCAUUCUUCGACGGCGGAAGUUAGACUACUAUAUUCACAAACUGCUUCCAGAGAUUCUCCAGUCAACAUCGUUCCUUACUGCAAAUGGUGGCUUGUAUAUUAUGUUUUUCUGUAUCCUCAGGAAACUUCUUGGGAAAUUCUACAUAUGGUCUGCAGGAUUUGGUGCUGCUUUGCCUGCUUCCUAUUUGGCUAUUCUGAUUGAGAGGAAAAGCAGGCGAGGCCUAUUGACAAUUUAUAUGGCUAACUUGGCAACUGAGAGUAUAUUUCGAAUGGCCGUAACAAGGGGUCUUAUCACACCAGUUAAACAUGGAGAGGUCCUGUUGUUUUGCUUCACAGCUGCCCUGUACAUGUUCUUCUUCAGAUGCAAAGAUGGCCUCAAGGGAUUUGCUUUCUCAGCCCUGAAGUUUAUUGUUGGAAAGGAAGAAAUUCCAGCACAUUCAGUUUUGGCAGAACCACGGAAUAUCAGUAUAUUCAGUAGUCACUCUACUGAGCACCAGGCAAUAGAAGAUCCAAAGGAGAAGACCAAGAAGUCUUUGCUAAUCUUGACGAGACGACUUGUUGACAAAAUCUGCAAACAUGGUCCAAGACACAGAUGUUGUAAACAUUAUGAAGACAACUGCAUCUCCUACUGCAUUAAAGGUUUUAUACGGAUGUUCAGUGUUGGUUACCUUAUUCAGUGCUGCCUUCGUAUUCCAUCAGCACUUAGACACCUGUUUACAAAGCCAUCACGACUGCUGUCUGCUUUGUACAAUAAAGAAAACUUCCAACUUGGAGCUUUUCUAGGAUCCUUUGUCAGUAUUUACAAGGGUACAAGUUGCUUCCUCCGAUGGGUGAGAAAUUUGGACGAUGAACUUCAUGCACUGAUUGCUGGUUUCUUAGCAGGAAUGUCAAUGAUGUUUUACAAAAGCACAUCCAUCUCCAUGUACCUGGCUUCUAAACUCGUGGAGACAAUGUAUUUCAAAGGCAUUGAAGCAGGAAAAUGUCCAUACGUUGCGCAUGCAGAUACAGUCAUCUAUGCGAUUUCCACAGCCAUAUGUUUCCAAGCAGCUGUGAUGGAAGUACAGAACUUACGGCCUUCCUACUGGAAGUUUCUACUGAGGCUUACAAAGGGAAGGUUUGCUCUGAUGAACAGAAGAGCAUUGGAUGUUUUUGGCACACAAGCCUCUAGAGACUUCAAAGGAUUCAUACCAAGACUGGACCCAAGAUAUACUGUUGUAAAACCAGAACUUGGACUCCAUUCCUGACUACCCACUGGUUUCACUGGCCAGGAUAAACAUUCAUUGGAUUGGUUCAGGUUCUCAUGACAGGUUUAACAAGAGUCCGUAAUUCCGGUGUUUCACCCUAAAAAAAAAUGGUCAAUGAUCCAUAUUCUUGCUGUUUUCCUUAAGAGAAGGGCUAUCUAAUUGAGCCCAUCUUCUAUUAUUAAAAGAAAUGUGAAUGCUUAAAGUAAGUACUUAUUUUUUUGGAACUUCAGUCGCUUCUGUUAAUUGAUCCAGAUUUUGUUACAAUUUUUGCUUGUUAUUUUAAAUGUGAUACACAUAAAUUCAGGUUACCACAAAUCUCAUUUAUGCCAACUGCUUUUUAGCAGGAUCUCGCCCAUUUUAAAUACACUGAUGCUGAUGAAUUUGUUUGAGAAAUUUACUUUGUUUUCUCUUUCAUGUAUUCUAUGGUUAUGGUUUCAUUGCUCAUAGCCAAUGGUUGACAAGCAAAUGAAAUAAACAGAAUUUGAUGGGAAAUAAGUUACAUUAUGUAAAUUGGACCAUCCACUUGCACUGCUGAAGAAACAUUGUUUUUAACAUUAAAUAGCUCUAUUGGUUUUUAUCAAUAAAGCCCUAUUCAUUUCUGUUUAGUAACGUAUUUACUGCAGAAUUUGCCAGUUCACUUUUAACUGAAUGGAAAUUUUCAUAUUCUAGUAUAUUAAAAACAUCAUAAAGGUGAAUAAUUUUGCCUGUAAAUGCAAUAUCAAGAGCAUUUCAGGCAAAACUCUUUUUAUCACAGGAAUUCAAAACAAAUAAAGCUGUUCAAUUGGAAAUUUUACUUAGUAGUUGAUCCUAGAAUCUUUUAUUAUGGUUAGGUUACACCAACCCUUCGAGUGCUGAAGAACUUCUGUUUCUGAGAAUAAAACAAUUGUCACCGGUAAUUUGUUUUAAAAGGAUAUAGUGCAGAAAUUGAAAUUCCAAAAAUUGAAAACGUACAAUAAAAUCAACUAUCUGUCAAUUAAAUGUUUUAUUCUACAUUGAAGAAAAUAAAAAAUGUCAUUUUUAGACAUAGUCCAUAAUAGUGUAAUAUUCCUUCUAUUUACAGAAGAAAGCUUGUGUGUUGGAUCUGUAAGAACCCUCUUUAUUUCUACAGCUGAAAAUGUGUAAAUUGAACUAUAAAAACAGAUGUUUUACAAGUGAUAUGCAGACGAUGGUAAGAACUGCUCUAGCAUACUACAUAUGCUCUAAAUUAGGAAUAGUGGUUUCCUAGAUCCAUAUAUGUUGAUUACUCAACAUGCUGUGGUUGAGAUCUCCUAAUUAUGACCUAAGCUGUUCAAUUAGACCAUCUUCAUCAGUUCCAGUGGUAGAUGAAAUUAGAAUGGGGGGUACUAUUGUUUCCUGUAGCCUUAUGCAAACAUUGCAUUUACUCCCAGCACAAGUGGUUGGCAUUGACAAAAGCUGUGACUUGUAUUCCAUCAAAUAAUGGCAUGUGUCUAGUAAAUAAUCAGUAUAUUUACAGGUGUUAAUUACCUCAUAAAGCAGGACUUAUCUCACAGCGUGAUGUGAGUUGCUUUGGUACUUUUGAUCAAAACUGUGAGUAUUCAAAUUAUUUCAAUGCAUUGGAAACAUUGAGAUUUUCCCUAGUAUGCACUGGAAAAUUAUCAUGGAAGAAUUGAUUCAACAACAUGUCAAACUUUAAAAGGGAUUCAUGUCUUUUGUGAAAAAUUAUUUUACUUCAUUGGUCUAUAUGUAUUGAGCUACAAAGGGCUAAAGGGCAGUUUGUACCUGUUUAUGUAUGGCUUAUUACUGCAAAAAGCACAGUUUGUUGCUUUUGUUACCACUCCAUUUGUCCAUACUGCCUUAAACCUCUGCCUAGAAAACUUGAGUUUGAAACAGAAGCAAAAGAAAACAAAAGACAUGAACCCCUUCCGCUAUCAACAGACAGCUCCAGUGGUUUGUAUAAAAUGUUUUCAAUGCAGAGAGUGGCAAAACAAAUCUAAAGAAGAUUAUGCCAUGUAAUUGCAUUCGUUUUUGUAAGAAAAAAUAGGAAACUCAAAACAUGUAAAUCAUGUGAUAAAUUUAAGGCUGCAUCUUAACAAGUUUGUAAAGUAAUAUAAAUAUCCUUUAAUUUUAACAAUUAAAAUACUAAUAAAACAUCA
Messenger RNA from Carcharodon carcharias (great white shark), 3573 nucleotides. RefSeq names its product transmembrane protein 135 (gene tmem135). NCBI's taxonomy places the organism in Eukaryota, Metazoa, Chordata, Chondrichthyes, Lamniformes, Lamnidae. The record is from RefSeq and is a predicted model, not a curated record. Bases 68 to 1459 code for a protein of 463 amino acids. The transcript is spliced from 15 exons.